AUGCCGGACGAUCUGUCUCAGUUUGCGCUGGACGGGAACAAGGCGAUGAUAGUGGGCGGGCGGCGCAAGGCACGCAAUGCGCGUGUCAAUCCGGCUGAGCUUCCGUUUUAUCUCGGCCCACUCCCGAUUCUGUUUGACGAUCAGCGGCACCUGGUCCGCGGCGAGCUCGACCGGUGCCGGACCAUCCACAACUGGCUCGGCCACUCGGCACCCGGCCUCGGUUCGCGACGGUACUUUGCGGCGAGUCCAACGAGAGCAAUCGCCAAUCUGGUGGCGGCGCGCGCGGCCGCGCCGUCGCACCAAUACCGUCGGCCGGGCCGGCGGCCGCGCGCAGCGGUGGCGGCAACGCCUCGGGCUGAUCCGGCGCCGGGCUUUGGUGGCGUGGCAUCGGCUCCGACAACAGGGCUGGCCGGCCUCGCUGCCACAGCUGGGCGGGCCAAGCCAUCGCCAUUCGGCCUCGGCCCGGGCUCCACCCGCAUCGGCUCCAAGCAGCACCGGACGCGGGUUGGCGUCGCUCGCGACGACAAGCGCGGCGACGGUUGUGCGGCCCGGCGGGCUGGCGUCGCUGGCAACAGCCAGCCGGCCGGCGGGAGCGCAGCCUGA
Thecamonas trahens ATCC 50062 is the source of this 603-nucleotide messenger RNA. RefSeq lists its product as uncharacterized. Bases 1 to 603 code for a protein of 200 amino acids. The record is from RefSeq and is a predicted model, not a curated record. Lineage: Eukaryota; Apusomonadida; Apusomonadidae. The transcript has 3 exons.